Rotaria sp. Silwood2 is the source of this 813-nucleotide messenger RNA. The record is from the annotation of a GenBank genome assembly. Lineage: Eukaryota; Metazoa; Rotifera; Eurotatoria; Philodinida; Philodinidae.
AUGCCGCUAAUUGUUAUAACUGGUGGUCCGUGUUCGGGCAAAUCAACACGAGCACAAGCAUUACACGAUUAUUUUAAAACAAAAUCAAUGCCUGUUCAAAUUAUUACAGAUAAUAAUCUGGAUAGAAAUGCAGUUUAUAUAGACAAUACACUUGAAAAACAAGCUCGAAGUGAUCUUAAAGCUGAAACACAAAGAUUAGUAACAAAAACUGAUUUGAUUAUACUUGAUGCAUUGAAUUAUAUAAAAGGUUAUCGCUAUGAACUGUAUUGUAUUACAAAACUUUAUCAAACUGUUCAAUGCACAAUUUAUUGUAAUACACCUAUUCAUCUCGCUCGUGAAUGGAAUGCGGCAAAUCAUAGAUAUGAUGAAACAAUUUUUGAUGCAUUAGUACAACGUUAUGAACCACCUGAAGGUCGAAAUCGUUGGGAUGCACCACUUUUUGAAUUAACACCAAAUGAUGAAUUACCAUUAGAGCAAAUAGCCGAUUAUUUAGCUAAUAAACGACCACCACCACCCAAUAAAUCAACAGUAAAUUUACCAAUAUCGGAUACAAAUUUUUUACAUGAUGUUGAUCGUGUCACUCAAGAUGUUAUUGAUUCAAUUGUACAACAAAGUAAAAUGGCUGUACUUGGUCAACAAUUUUCAAUUCCUGGUACAACAGAAAAAAUUAAUUGGAAUCUAAAUCAUUCAGUAUCUGAUUUACGUCGAAUUCGUCAACAAUAUCUUAAAUUUAUUAAAACUCAUCCACCAUCUAAAGAUAAUACAAAUGUUACAUCAAUGUUUGUUCAGUUCCUUAACAAUAAUCUGUGUUAA